UGAAUCGGCUCUAUCAGGACUUUCUAUACGAAAAGGAUACGAACCAUGAGAAGACUAACCUAUAUCAUUGGCCGGCUUGUUUACCAGAUUCAGCCGCAGUCACUAUGCUAUACCCUGUCGGUAUUGCGCCUCAGCCUAGAUGCCACGAUGCUCUACCCCGCUGCUUGCUGACCUACCUCUUCUCAUCCCCUUCUGUCUACACGGCUAACCAAACGUUUCUUGCUCACUAUCGAAUAUUCUGCUUCUACUAUUACCGUGAUAAAUAUCCCUGUGGAAUUCCUUCCAUUUCGAUUGAUAAUUGAUACAUCGACAAUUGCUGCAACCAUGUCAGCUCUACCACCGAGCAAAUCCCAGCAUUCCUCGGUCGAAGAUCUUGUUGCUGCUUUACAGGCUUAUUGGUACUACGAGGAAUCUAUGUUGAUAUCCUUCAUUAUGCUUAAUUUGAACACUAUUGAUCUCCCGGUCAACAGUCGAACUGCACUUUCGUACGCCGUCGAAACUCCGUAUACCGAUUGUGUUCGUAUCCUAUUGCAGUACAGCCAUUCCAGCACCAUAAAUCAACCCGAUGCAACGGGCCGAACUGCGCUUUCGUAUGCGGCGACUGCAGAGGUCAACCAAAUUAGAAAACCAAUUCAGAGACCGCUGGGCCCGGGUCGCGAUUUGAACUCUAUGUCGAGGGAAAGUAUCAGACUCUUGAUAGAUAAGAAAGCGGAUCCCCGAAGUCAGGAUCAAACCGGCCGAACGCCUCUGUCAUGGGCCGCCGGAAUGGGAUGCGAAGCAACAGUUAGAUUUUUCUGCAACGAGUACAAAGAAGGUGAUGCCGUAUUCGCCGCGGAUCAUGACGGCCGAACGCCUCUUUCAUGGGCCGCCGGAAUGGGAUGCGAAGCAACAGUUAGAUUUUUCUGCAAUGAGUACAAAGAAGGUGAUGCCGUAUUCGCCGCGGAUCAUGACGGCCGAACGCCUCUGUCAUGGGCCGCCGGAAUGGGAUGCGAAGCAACGGUUAGAUUUUUCUGCAACGAGUACAAAGAGGAUGAUGCCGUAUUUGCCGCGGAUCAUGGCGGCCGAUCGCCUGUGUCUUAUGCUGCACAGGCUGGAAACCACUAUGUCGUCAGGAAACUUUUCAAUACAAAAAAAAACUAUGACGAUUGCGAUCAUGAGAAUCGGACACCUUUGUACUGGUGUCUUCAGGAACGGUGGAGGAAUGACCAAUCUAAGAACAAGCCUAUUCCGCGUGAUGCCGCAAUGUACUCGUGUCUCCCGCCAAACUUCAUCUCAAAACAUCGCUCUAGAAUGCCGCCGAAAUCGAGCGAACAGGGUAUUGUCAAGAUACUGAACCAGUCUGUCAAAAGAAAGAUGACCUUGUUAUCAGAAGCUGUUAUGCAUGAUGACAAGUAUGCCGUGGAAGUCCUCAUAAGCAUACCGCAUUUCACCUGUGAUGCGAUUAACGAGGAAGGGGGGGAGACAGCACUUAUUCUUGCACUCCGUUACGGUAAAAAACCCAUCUUUAGAUUAUUAUGUGGCAAUCUGGGGGAAUCACUCGAGCAAAUAAAGCGCCACUCAUCAUCUGAAAAAAUAUUUCAGCGUUUCCUGGAGGUCGGCAAGGAUUGGCUCAAAUAUUCGACUAUGAAAUACGAAGGCUUGUCUAAAAUAAGACAGUUUCUUCGAGCUUCACUUGAAGAGCUUCUGCAAUAUAAGGAAGUUGAAAAGGUCGAGCAACGACUCGGAAGAUUGAUUGAUACACUUCGAGUCCCUCUGACUGAGCUGAAUUGGGUGAUCGACUCUGAAUGUAGUCUACGAGAAACAGUGGCGAAUAUAAAGCAGAUCAGUCUUCUCCAUGUCCUUCUGGAACAUGGCGUUGACCCAGCUACGCUGUGUCUCACAGGAAACUGGUUCAAUUUACAUCCCACUGAUGCAAAGGCUUCUUUGCAAUUGUGGCAACUGCCAGAGCCUGAAAAGUAUUCAUACCAUCGAACGCAAACGCAAACGCAACCGAUACCCAGACGCAGGAUAGACCCCUCCAUGCGAAAGCUGACUAGAGAGCAGGAGCAAUCUCUAACAUGGGGUCUAUCUCAGAAGAAACAGCCCACACAUGGCAUGAAACUCAGAACACCAGAUGAAUUGGAACACAUUCAAUGCUGUGAAAAUUCCAAGACAACGAUUCUUGCACACAACGAGCGAGACGCCUGGGAAAAUUUCUCCGACAAAAGGCGAGAUGGCAGUAUUGAAUCACGAACAUGUCACACAACCUUUAGUAUACUUCUUCAAUCCACGGAAAAUAGCUCGAUGUGUAAUCUCCAAGGAUUAGAGCAGACCUUAUGGGGAGUCCAGUGGACAAUUCCUCAUGAAAACCAGCAUAAUCCCUUCUACAAUAGCUCAUUGUCAAAGAUCUGGAUUCCCGAGAGUAUCUCAGAGUUCCUGAAGCAGUUUUGGGAAGAAUUUGAUGAAGAGUGGGAGCGAUACUGCGAUUCAACCGAAACCCAUUUAGUGGAACAUCGACAACAAUUUGCUAAGGGAUCAUUGGACCCCAAGCAUAUCAAUGAUCUAGGACGUGAUCUUCUAUAUCUUGCGCAUCUACGGCGUACCCUUCACUAUCAGCUGAAGACCAUCGAGGCCGAAAUGAAACGCUACUAUAGCACCGUGGUAAAAGAUGAUCGCGAAGACAAGAAUAAAUCCUUACAGAGUAAUCUCAGAUCGAUUAAGCUGUAUUACACAGAAAAGCUCGACCGAUUUGAACACACCAUCAAUUCUAUAUCGCAGAUGGAGUAUACUCGCCAAUCUAUUCACGAGGCCACCUUUAUAAGAAGGAUCAGUGUUGUGACUUUCGUUUAUCUACCUCUGAUGUUUACUGCAUCCCUUUUCGGUAUGAACGUCAAUGCCACAGAAGGAUCUCCAGGAUGGCAGUGGUUUCUGCCUUUUGCCGCCGGCUUUUGGGGACUUACAUACCUUCUUUGGAAAAUUUCUGGCCAGUCGGCGACGGAAAUCAAAAGAGGACUAGAGUCUUUGAAAAGACCCUGGAGGAUUAAUUACGCGAGGAAAAACAAUCCUGAAGACACUGCUUGAACUGCCAUAUCAUAUCCAAAGGAAGUCAUCAGCUCAACACCGGUUCAAUCGGUGUGGCCCAAUCUCGGGCAUCACAAAGUGCUGCAGGAGCCAUGCUCGAGUGCUUUGCAGAGUUGUGGGUGGUUUGGGGGAUCCUUUGUGUGGGAGGACUGAUGGAAGACGGUCGAAAUAUUGAUCAAUUGGUCAUUCUGAUUACUCUGAAAAAUUGUGACUAGUUACAAGCUUUGAAAUAAG
This is a messenger RNA of Aspergillus candidus, 3294 nucleotides long. RefSeq lists its product as uncharacterized. Gene Ontology annotation, molecular function: protein binding; metal ion transmembrane transporter activity. The record is from RefSeq and is a predicted model, not a curated record. NCBI's taxonomy places the organism in Eukaryota, Fungi, Ascomycota, Eurotiomycetes, Eurotiales, Aspergillaceae. The transcript is spliced from 7 exons. Bases 325 to 3060 code for a protein of 911 amino acids. Gene Ontology annotation, cellular component: membrane. Gene Ontology annotation, biological process: transmembrane transport; metal ion transport.